ACGUCGAAGGAACUCUCGUGAAUCUGCAAGGAUCGCAAACGAAGAAGAGGCCGAUCGAUACCCUCGAUCGCGAGGUGCAGGAAGCGCCGGUUUCAGCGAUCGUCACCUCGAAGUCUUCAGGGUGGUUCGAGGGGGGUCGGGAGGCGCGGACGCCCUGGCGACGGCCGGGGUGGCGUACCCGCCCGCGACGGCGACCCUCUUCCCUGCGCGAGUGCCUCCACACCCCGAGUUUACCACGUUGGAGCUGGGCUUCUCAUCGCGAGGCACCACCGCCUCGAUGGCGUUGGUCGCCCCGCCGCCCUCGUGGGCCUCGCGGGACCCCGGGGCCUCACUUGGCGGGGGGCCCCUGCAGGUGGGGCCCCCCCCGCCGAUGCCGCCGACGCACCUCACGCCCUCCGCGACGCCGGAGGACAUAACCGCCCUCGUUCCCGUCGGGAGCGUGCUCACCCCCAGGGAUCCCUUGCCGCCCAGCACCACCCCCGGAAGUCAGGCGAAUAGCUCGCAGUCCGGAAGCUCGCAGACUGACAAGUCGCCGAAUAUCGAGUGCGUCGUUUGCGGGGACAAAAGCAGCGGCAAACAUUAUGGACAAUUCACCUGCGAGGGAUGCAAGAGCUUCUUCAAGAGGAGCGUCAGGAGAAAUUUGACCUACUCUUGUCGGGGGGCUCGCAACUGCCCCAUAGACCAACACCACCGUAACCAGUGCCAGUUCUGUCGACUCAAGAAGUGCCUGAAGAUGGGCAUGCGGCGGGAAGGUAUGCAUUCUGUCCAACGGGGACGUGUUCCAGCGUCGCAACCCUCGCUCUCGGGGCUCCCGGGUCAAUUUACCUUGACGAACGGCGACACAGUGGCUUGCGCUGGUCUGAACGGACACUCGUACCUCUCCUCGUACAUAAGCCUCCUCCUCAGGGCCGAGCCGUACCCAACGUCGAGGUACGGCCAGUGUAUGCAGCCGAACAACAUCAUGGGUAUCGAUAACAUCUGCGAGUUGGCGGCUCGGCUCCUCUUCUCCGCGGUCGAGUGGGCCAGGAACAUCCCCUUCUUCCCCGACCUCCAGGUCACGGACCAGGUCGCACUCCUGAGGCUAGUUUGGAGCGAGUUGUUCGUUCUGAACGCGAGCCAGUGCUCGAUGCCGCUCCACGUGGCACCGCUCCUGGCGGCCGCGGGACUCCACGCUUCCCCCAUGGCAGCAGACCGGGUAGUCGCCUUCAUGGACCACAUACGAAUAUUCCAAGAGCAAGUGGAGAAGCUGAAAGCCCUCCACGUCGACUCCGCGGAGUACAGCUGCCUCAAGGCCAUCGUGCUCUUCACAACAGACGCAUGCGGACUAUCGGAUGUCGGGCACAUCGAGUCCCUUCAGGAGAAGUCUCAGUGCGCCCUGGAGGAGUACUGCAGGACGCAAUACCCGAACCAACCAACGAGGUUCGGCAAACUCCUUCUGCGACUCCCGUCCCUGAGGACAGUCUCAUCGCAGGUUAUCGAGCAACUGUUCUUCGUCCGGCUGGUCGGAAAGACGCCGAUCGAGACCCUGAUUCGAGACAUGCUCCUAUCCGGAAGCAGCUUCAGCUGGCCUUACAUGCCCUCGAUGUGACACUCCGUAUGGCGGCAGCUAGCUUCCGCGUAAUACCUCGCAAGGUGAACGGUUUAUUCGGCAUGGAAUAAAACUAGUGUUAAAAUUGAUAGAUCUGGACCGAGACGCGAGGCUAGGUUCUGUUUAUUCUGCGGUUGGCGGAGUUCAUUGUGUAUAAAAAAAAAGAAAAAAGAAAAAAAGAAGUAAUGGAAAACCCCAGCCCACCCUAGAGCAGUCCGUUUUCACCUAGACUUCUAAUUUCCCCGACACAUCAUCAUCGUCAUCGUCAUCGUCAUCGUCAUCGUCAUCUCUUUCACCGAUAAUCGAUGAUUGAGGAAUGAGCGGAAAUAUUAAAUGUGACAUAGAAUAAAAACUCUUCCAACUGAUCUGUGAAAUGAGAGAUUGUACGUUAUAAAUAUAAUAAUAAAGUGCAAACUCGACGCCGGAAGAACUAAUCACAGAGUUGAAAAUACUUGCCGAUGGCACAAGGAAAUGAAAUCACGGAUAUGUCCAGCGAAAAUAUAUAAUACACUGUAUAGAUGAGAAGAAAAACGUUUGGUGGGUAUGACGAUUCGCGAAUACCAAAUUUACGGACACUUGUACCUAUAGGCACUAAUUUUAAUACUAAACAGUCUGCGUACUGACCGCGCCUAGAGUUAGAAAGAUGAUUGAAAAAUUAUUAUUGCGAUUUAUAAUAAUGCGCAGGAUAUAUUGGAUCGCGUUUGUUUGUAAAUAUGAAGAGGAGAAGAGGUUGAAGCGCUGUGAAGAUUAAUUCGUACUUACUGUGAAUGAACGAUUUGAAAAACCGUUGACAAUUGUUUACCACAUCUUUUCAAUUCACUUGGCAUAAAGUUCUCUCUCUCUCUCUCUCUCGUUAUAAGACCGGUUACGGGGCUGCGGAGGAAUUAUAAAGUUAUCGGAGAUCAAAUCUUCGCACUAUUGAGCAGCGAGGACUGUACAUACUUUUAGUCAUUUAAUGACGCGCCGUAGUUGUUUAGUUUUCGAAUUCUCUAUAAUGAUUGAAAUUGGUAUAAGAAUCCAAUAUACCCUGCUCUUAAGUUAUACUUAAGUUAUACGCUUGUCUUUUGCUGUCGUAUAUAUAUAUGCGAUUUUUCCUUCUUUUCGGUUGUUUUAUAUUCUCAUUUUACGUUACCAAUUCACUCUAAUCCUUUCAUCUAAUCAUCUGUCAUAAGAAUUUGCGGAAUUUGGAACAUACGAUUCACGAACUCCUUGAAAUAAAGUCCAUUCCCUAGAUGUGAAAAGUCUCGUAAAAAAGUUGACAUCUAAUGAUAUUCAAAUUUUUUCGUUCCUGCCAAAAACGUGAUCGGAAAAAAAUUCGAUUCAUUCACUUCCUGCGCUACAAUUCUACACUUUGGUUCGCC
Molecule: messenger RNA, 2949 nt
Organism: Diprion similis
Lineage: Eukaryota; Metazoa; Arthropoda; Insecta; Hymenoptera; Diprionidae
Gene: svp
Product: steroid receptor seven-up, isoforms B/C
Exons: 6
Coding region: 278-1588 (436 amino acids)
Biological process (GO): anatomical structure development; cell differentiation; regulation of transcription by RNA polymerase II
Molecular function (GO): zinc ion binding; RNA polymerase II cis-regulatory region sequence-specific DNA binding; nuclear receptor activity
Source: RefSeq, a predicted model, not a curated record